CAUGAGGAGAAAGUACAAGGUCAGGAAGAACCAGUGUUACAUGUUCCACAUGUAUGUGGGAGUGCGAGCAGGUGGAGGAAUUGGUGACCAGAUUGAGGAUCCAGCUGGUGAUGAGUAUGAGAUCUACCGGAUCAUCUUCGACAUCACGUUCUUCUUCUUUGUCAUUGUAAUCCUCCUGGCUAUCAUCCAGGGGUUAAUCAUUGAUGCCUUUGGAGAUCUGAGGGAUCAGCAGGAACAAGUGAAAGAAGACAUGGAGACCAAAUGUUUUAUCUGUGGAAUAGGUAAUGACUACUUUGACACCGUGCCACACGGCUUUGAAACGCACACUCUACAGGAGCACAACUUAGCCAACUACCUAUUCUUUCUGAUGUAUCUCAUCAACAAAGAUGAAACAGAGCACACAGGCCAGGAGUCUUACGUAUGGAAAAUGUACCAGGAACGUUGUUGGGAGUUUUUCCCCGCUGGUGACUGUUUCCGGAAACAGUAUGAGGAUCAGCUCAACUGAGUCAACCUUGGAGUGACAGACUCUUAACUCUGAAAGGCCGACUGCAGCCAUCUGGCCUCUGCUUGUCCCUCAAACGUUUAUUACUUUUCUGAGGAGGCUGUACCAAAUGAUGGGUUCCUCUCUAUGUGUCAUCUCUCCUCAAGUGGCCAGGCUCUUCAACGGGAUGCACCCUGCCAUUGUCAUCCAGACAGUCAGCUCCACCCCCCGACCUUUAGCACACUCUGCUUUUGAGACCUUGUACAUAGAAAACUUCAGAAAAUAUGAUGUACAAUACAUGACAGGUAGCAGGUCUAGAAUUUUUUCACUCUGAUGACUUCCUUGCUUCCUCUUAUUCUAUAUUCAAAGUAACUUGCAAAAAAUACAAAGGAUUAAUGGAUUGAGGGUAAAAGAAGAAACCUGAAGAAUGUUUUACUUUUAAUAUGACCAUGUCUACGCCCUUUCAUGUUUAUAAUGCACGAUUCAUAUAGGUACAGGUGGUGGAUACAAUAAUCAAACAAGUUGACGACUUAUUCUGGCAAGAAGAACUCUGCAGCAAAUCUACACUUCAAUAAGCUUAAAGUCGUGCUGACCUGAAUACGAUGGACAAUGAAAAUCGAACACAGCACCAAAGUGGAGACUUCAGAACAAUCAGAAAGCUGAAUGAAGCCCCUGUGCAAAGAGGAACAUUUUCACAAACAGAGCUGCUGUGUUGAGUUGAAUUACAGUUUGGUCCAAGAGUUUGAACAAUAACACAUGUUCUUCUCACUUUACUUACUUAUACCACCAUCACAGUGGAUCUCAAGUCAAACAAUGUAGAUCACUAAAUACUUGAUUUGCCUUCAGCUACUGCUUGUUUGUGUUCUUCAGCCUUCACUUUUUUGUUCGGUAAAUGAAAAUGCUCCUUCGGGUUGAGAUCAAGUGAGAGACUUGGUCAUUGAAGAAUAUCACAUUUCUUUGGCUUUAGAAAACCUUGAGGAUAAACAUAUUUUCAAAAGCUAGCCACGUAGUAAACACCCUUUAUCAUUGUCAAUUUAUCAUUGUCAGUAAAAUCAAAUAAAGUGCACACCACUGGUUACACUCAAGAAGAGGAAGGCAAGAAUACAUUUUGACAGAAAACAUCGUCCACCCGGUUCUGUAUUAAGUUCUUUAAACAGAUGAAACCUAGGCUGACUUGUACCAGAAUGAUGGGAAGAGAAAAGUAUGGAGAACAAAAGGAACGGCUCAUGAUCCAAAACACACCAUCCAUCAAAUGUGAUACAGUGCACUGGCAUGUGGGGCUGCCAGUGGGACUGGGUAGAAACAGCAGAAUUAAUUGUGAAGUGUACAGGGCUGUACUCUGCUCAAAUUCAGCCAAAUACUGCAAAACUGGUUGGAAAGCAUUUGUCAGAGCAAAUUGAUAAUGACCUCACCACAAAAGAAACUGUCACGGGGUGCCGAGGCAGGCCGUGUGUAAAUAUAAAUGGACCCAAGAUGCAGACUGCUUAAGUGGUGAGCGAGCUUUAUUAACCAAAGAGUGACACAAACGGAGAUAAGGUGGACAAAAAACCAA
Oreochromis aureus is the source of this 2033-nucleotide messenger RNA. RefSeq names its product ryanodine receptor 2-like. NCBI's taxonomy places the organism in Eukaryota, Metazoa, Chordata, Actinopteri, Cichliformes, Cichlidae. Gene Ontology annotation, biological process: calcium ion transport; transmembrane transport. The coding region runs from base 2 to 505 and encodes 167 amino acids. Gene Ontology annotation, cellular component: Z disc; smooth endoplasmic reticulum; sarcoplasmic reticulum membrane. The transcript is spliced from 6 exons. The record is from RefSeq and is a predicted model, not a curated record. Gene Ontology annotation, molecular function: ryanodine-sensitive calcium-release channel activity.